This is a messenger RNA of Vidua macroura (Pin-tailed whydah), 1838 nucleotides long. RefSeq names its product MYC associated factor X (gene MAX). Gene Ontology annotation, biological process: positive regulation of transcription by RNA polymerase II. Gene Ontology annotation, cellular component: RNA polymerase II transcription regulator complex. The transcript has 5 exons. Gene Ontology annotation, molecular function: protein dimerization activity; DNA-binding transcription factor activity. The record is from RefSeq and is a predicted model, not a curated record. Bases 103 to 1212 code for a protein of 369 amino acids. Lineage: Eukaryota; Metazoa; Chordata; Aves; Passeriformes; Viduidae.
CAGCCCCAGAGCCCCCACACUCAAAUCCACAACCCCUCAUACAAGAUUCACGCCCCCCAGGAAGAUCCACAGCCCCCCCAAAAUUGACCAAAGCCCCCCCAAAUGAGGCCCACAGAUCCUGAGCAGAUGCACAUACCCCCUAGCAAGGCUUGCAGCCCGCCACAAUGUCCUGCAGACCCCAGGGAGACCCCCAGCCCUCCUGUAUUAGCCCGCAUCCAGAUCCCCAGACCCCGCAGGGCUACCCUGGAGCCCCCAGGCAGAUCGACACCCUCCCAGACUGGCCCACAGCCCUUCAGACCAGACCCACACGCGCCCCAGGCAGACCCUGCAGCCCCCUCUGGGUUGUCCCGGAGCCCUGUUAUUUCAGCCUGCAGCCCCCCAGGCCGGCCCCACAGACUUCCCGACCUCUCCCAUCCCCAUUUUACUUCAAUAAACCCCCUCCAUCCGCGCCCUUGGCCCUCAACCUCCUCCAUCCUCCGGCUACGCACCCUCAGCGUCCCCUUCCCGCAGCGGAGACUACGGCUCCCGGCGUGCCACGCCGCUGUGUACGCCGGGAGUUGUAGUCCCCGCCACGUGGAAGAUGCCGCCAUCUCCCCACUCAAACCACAACUCCCACAACCGUUCGCGUCGCCCGGCGCCAUCACUGUCCCCCCCUCGACUUCCGCGCAUGCGCGGUGCGGGCUGUUGUUGUGGCGGCGCGGCCCGGCCCGCGGCUUCACCCGGGCGGGAGCGAUGAGCGACAACGAUGACAUCGAGGUGGAGAGCGACGAGGAGCAGCCGAGGUUUCAGUCCGCGGCCGACAAACGGGCUCAUCACAACGCGCUGGAGCGCAAGCGCAGGGACCACAUCAAGGAUAGCUUCCACAGCCUGCGGGAUUCCGUGCCCUCGCUCCAAGGAGAGAAGGCAUCCCGGGCCCAAAUCCUGGACAAAGCCACAGAGUACAUCCAGUACAUGCGCCGGAAAAACCACACACACCAGCAGGACAUCGACGACCUCAAGCGGCAGAAUGCACUGCUGGAGCAGCAAGUGCGUGCGCUGGAGAAGGCCCGAGCCAGCGCCCAGCUCCAGGCCAGCUAUCCCGCAGACAACAGCCUCUACACCAACCCCAAGGGCAGUGCCAUCUCCGCCUUCGACGGUGGCUCCAACUCCAGCUCCGAUUCGGAGCCUGACGAGCCGCAGAACAGGAAGAAGCUGCGCAUGGAGGCCAGUUAGGCCCCUCCGCCGCCCCCCGGCCCGCGGCAGGACUCGCUCCCUCCGCUCCUAGAAGCUCUUGGACUGCAGCUUCCCAGCCCUCCCCGGCCCCUUCCCUGCUCCCACCGCGCCGGCCCCGGGGGGAGCCGGCCAGGCCGAGCAGAAAGACUUGGGGGGGUCAGGGAGACUCCCCCGCCAACUUCCCUCCGCUAGUGACCCCCCUCCCCUUCCCUCCUGGUUUUAUAGGAGCAUUUCUAUUUAUACCCGGGGACCAGUGCAGUCCAGAACAGGGAGGAGCCAGGCAGCCCCCCCCCAAAAAAGGAGCAAGCACUGAGGGGGGAUCUCCCUAUUUAUUUUCUCCGUGUGCAACUCCACCUGCCUGAGUCGGCGGAGCACAGAGCCAGGCUUGGGGGCUCCUUCCCCACUCCUCCUCCAUCCCUCCCUUGACCCUUCCCAACCUCCGUGGCAUUUUCCGAACUCCAGUGGCCUGUCCCUGCCCCGUAGGUGCCCCCUUUUCCCCCCAUUUUGAUGCCAUUCCAUGGAUCUAAGGUAUGUUGUACAUACUGCCCAGAGUUGUCUUGCAAGUUAAGGCUUCCCUUUACUAUAAGACUAUAAAUAAUAAACAAAAAAAGCCAAAAUUCCACUUA